This is a messenger RNA of Megalops cyprinoides (Indo-Pacific tarpon), 1223 nucleotides long. RefSeq names its product docking protein 6 (gene dok6). Lineage: Eukaryota; Metazoa; Chordata; Actinopteri; Elopiformes; Megalopidae. Bases 89 to 1099 code for a protein of 336 amino acids. The record is from RefSeq and is a predicted model, not a curated record. Gene Ontology annotation, biological process: cell surface receptor protein tyrosine kinase signaling pathway; positive regulation of MAPK cascade. Gene Ontology annotation, cellular component: cytoplasm. The transcript has 8 exons.
GGAGCAGGCUUGCUGGCUGAAUGCUGGACUGACUAAAGAAGGACUCAGCUACCAAAAGGGGACUUUUUAUUCGGGGCAGGGAAACACGAUGGCCUCCAACUUCAACGAUAUUGUGAAGCAAGGAUACGUGAAAUUUCGUAGCAGAAAGCUGGGGAUCUUCAGGAGAUGUUGGCUGGUGUUUAAGAAGGCGUCAAGUAAAGGGCCACGAAGAUUAGAAAAAUUUCCUGAUGAGAAAGCAGCUUACUUCAGGAAUUUCCAUAAGAUAACUGAGCUGCACAACAUCAAGAACAUAACCAGAAUGCCCCGGGAGACGAAAAAACAUGCAGUGGCAAUUAUCUUUUAUGAUGAGACGUCAAAGACAUUUGCUUGUGAGUCAGAGCUGGAGGCCGAAGAGUGGUGUAAACUGCUGUGUGUGGAGUGUCUGGGUACCAGGCUUAAUGAUAUCAGUCUCGGUGAACCAGACCUGUUAGCAGCGGGCGUGCAGAGGGAACAAAAUGAGAGAUUUAACGUUUAUUUGAUGCCUACGCCAAAUCUGGACAUUUAUGGAGAGUGCACUAUGCAGAUCACACACGAGAACAUUUAUCUGUGGGACAUCCACAACGCCAGAGUCAAGCUGGUCAUGUGGCCCCUGAAUUCCCUAAGGAGAUACGGAAGAGAUUCAACCUGGUUUACAUUUGAAUCAGGAAGAAUGUGUGACACUGGAGAGGGACUUUUCACGUUUCAGACGAGAGAGGGAGAAAUGAUCUAUCAGAGAGUACACUCUGCCACGCUGUCCAUUGCAGAGCAGCACGAGAGGAUGCUAAUGGAAAUGGAGAAACAUUCACAGACACACUCAAAUGAGACAACAUUAUCAAAGUCAAUAUCUCUGCCACGGAGUGCUUACUGGCAUCACAUCAUGCGUCAGAGCAGUGUGGGGGAUAUCUACAGUUUCCAAGGACCAAGCUUGACGAUGACACUCAUACCCCGAGCGCAGACAUUCCCCAGCUUUCUAUCAGAGCAAAGUGGCGAUGAGCCGCAGCCUCUGACUCAACACCAAGAACAAGCAUUGUCUCCCUCUAGUGGCUAUGGAUUGAACUACACUUCUGAACACAUCCAAUGACAUGUGCUGAAAGGCUGAAAGUUUUCAUCAAGCCAAGACAGGACAUUCCAAUACUUUAGCAAGCUUAUAGGAAUAAAAUGUAUCCAAUCAUAAUACUCAUAAUAUUUGUAGAGCAACAACCAUA